AUGUCAAAAGUUCAAUUACCAAACACAAAAUUAUUUAUUAACAAUGAAUGGGUAGAGUCAAUUUCUGGAAAGAAAUUUAAAACAUUUAAUCCAACAAAUGAAGAAUUAAUUUGUGAAGUUUCUGAAGGUGAUAAGGAAGAUGUUGAUAAAGCAGUAAAAGCAGCAAGAAAUGCAUUUGAAAAUGGACCAUGGGGUACAACAAUGUCAUCAGAAGAAAGAGGUAGAAUUAUAUUGAAAUUGGCAAAUUUAAUUGAAAACCAUAAAGAGAAACUUGCACAAUUGGAAACAUUGGAUAAUGGUAAAUCAAUUGUUUCAGCAAGGGAAGAUAUUGAUUUUUGUGUUAGAGUAAUUCGUUAUUUCGGUGGUUGGGCUGAUAAAAUUCAAGGCAAAACCAUCCCAAUUAGUAGUGAAUUCACAUCGAUUACUAAACACGAGGCAAUUGGUGUAGUUGCUUUAAUUGUUGCUUGGAAUUAUCCAGUGAUGUUGUUAUGUUGGAAAUUGGGACCAGCUUUAGCUGCAGGUUGUACAAUCGUUGCUAAAUCAUCUGAAUUCACCCCAUUGACUGCAUUAUAUCUUUGUGAAUUAUUUAAAGAAGCUGGUUUCCCACCUGGUGUUUUCAAUUUAGUCAAUGGGUUUGGUGCAACUGUUGGUAAUGCAUUAUCAUAUCAUAUGGAUAUCGAUAAGAUUUCAUUCACUGGUUCAACUAUAACUGGUAGAAAAAUUAUGGAAGGUGCAGCAAAGAGUAACUUAAAACCAGUGACAUUAGAACUUGGUGGUAAGUCUCCAAAUAUCUUCUUUUCAGACUGCCAAAUUGAUCAUUGUGUUGAGGCUGCUAAGGAUUACGUAUUCUCAAAUAACAGUCAAAACUGUUGCUUCUCAUCAAGAUUCUUUGUUCAUGAGAGUAUCCAUGACGCUUUCUUGGCAUUAUUCACAGAGAAGAUUAAACAAUUAAAAGUUGGUGAUCCAUAUGAAGAAUCCAACAAUUUAGGCCCAUUGGUUAGUAAACAACAACAUGAUCGUGUAUUGGGUUACAUUGAAAAAGGUAAGAGUGAAGGUGCAACUUGCCAUUUAGGUGGUGUUAAACAUCAAAUUGAUGGUAAAGGUUAUUUCGUUCAACCAACUAUUUUCACCAAUGUCACUGAUGAUAUGACAAUUUGUAAAGAAGAAAUCUUUGGUCCUGUUGUCGUAAUUUUAAAAUUCAAAACUGUUGAUGAAGUAAUUAAAAGAGCAAAUAACACAACCUAUGGUUUAGCAGCUGGUAUUUGGACUAAAGAUAUCAGUUUAGCAUUAAAUGUUUCAAAUAAAUUAAAAGCUGGUUCAGUUUGGGUAAAUAAUUAUGAUAACUGUUUACCACAAGUACCAUUCGGUGGUUUCAAACAAUCUGGUAUUGGUCGUGAUUUAUCUGAAUAUGCAAUUCAAAGCUAUUUAUCUGUUAAAGCUGUUACAAUUGCUCAUAAAACUUUACAUGCUCACCAACAACAAUAA
Messenger RNA from Dictyostelium discoideum AX4, 1485 nucleotides. RefSeq names its product aldehyde dehydrogenase. Lineage: Eukaryota; Evosea; Eumycetozoa; Dictyosteliales; Dictyosteliaceae. The record is from RefSeq and is a predicted model, not a curated record. Gene Ontology annotation, molecular function: oxidoreductase activity. Bases 1 to 1485 code for a protein of 494 amino acids. The transcript is spliced from 2 exons.